AUGACCACGCAAAAAUGCAUCCUGGCGUUUCUUAGAUCUUUUUCCACCACUUUACCUACACCAAAACAAUUAAUACUAGUUGAUAACCAGGAAAAUGAAAAUUAUAAUGUCUAUCAAAUUAGUCCGAUCGGAAACUUUCCCAGUGGAUUUCCUCCGGCCAUUAUCAAAUCAAGCACUGAAUUUAAUUUCAGGGGCACAUCGUCAACUAUGUAUUGUUCAAAUAAAAUGAAUCAUGUAGAUAUGAGAUUAUUUAUUACCAGAGGGAUGCCUGUUAUAACGACCAUGUCGGCCAAAACUUUUGCCAGUAGAGAAGUAAGAGCAAAAACAAAAGCCUGCUUGUCACAUUUAGAAAACGCGUGGAACAACAAUUUAGCAGUAAACCCGCAAAGUAAUGUGUUUUUAAAAAAGUCGGAAGCUAUUAUGGGUCGUUGUUCAGACGGAUCUCUGACUAGAUUAGCCUUUACACGCUAUAUAUCUUUUGUCGAAGAUUACAGCUGUCUAAAUCCGAGCAAGGAAAUGGAGCGUAUUAAAAUUAAAGCAGAUGCAGCAAUUGACAUGGGACAAGUUGUUUUCGAUUCCAAAAUUUUAAAAAUCCCUGGUCCUCAGGGUAAAGAAUGGGGAUUGGCCUGGUAUCAAUAUCAUAUACACGUUUUCGAAUUUGACAAUUCCAGAAAUUUAUGGUUUCCAAUCACAAUAAUUGGAAAUGAAUGGAACAAUGGUAAAGCUAUAUACGAGGCGUUACAAUUCGAUUCAAAUAUGGGUGAAUUCAGACGUCGAUCUGAGGCUAUUGGAAGAAGUGAUCAACUUAACAAUAAAGCACUGCCAAAUAUUUUAACUAAGACUGCUUCAAUAUCAUCACAGUAUCAAAACAUAAGAAGCGAUAUCAAAUUUCGUAAUUUACACAUGUCAGUUGUGACUGGGUCACUUGGCUGCAGACAACCACUUGAGAACAGUCUACCAGAAAAACAAUCGUCAUCACCUUUAAUAAAGCCAUUGAACCUUAGCAAAGAUAUGAGAGCAGACAAAAGUCCACUUCAACAGAAGGUUAACCUAGGAGAUAGUCCGAAACCCCAUCUAGAAGUCAAUGAAGGAUCAUUUCCCAAACCUGAUGUAGAUACACACUCGUCACAUCGUGAGGUACCUCUUCCACGAUCUGGUAAAAGUCCUCACUCACUAUCUGAUGGAAACCCAUUUCAAGAAACUUCUCAGACAAGUCAAAGAAAGCCUAGUAGAGAAUCUCGACCACAAUAUAAUACUGCACGACAUCAUCACCGCGGCGAGGGUUCCCAUUCAAAAUCGGGCAAAGAGCCAUUUCAAGAAGUGGAUGGAGUUUUUUAUUCAAGAAGCGUUCCAGUACAUCACAGAAGUGAUAGAAUUGAUUCAGAUUCAUCAUAUGAUGGAGGAUUUCAUUCUAGAUUUGAUGAUGUACCUCACUCCCACCACCAUGAAGAUCCUGACCCGCAACCCAAUGUCGAAUUCGGCGAAGGAGCUUACAUGAAUAGAAUGUCAGAGUCUCAUCAGAAAUUUUAUCACGGAGACCAUCCAGGACACAGUCAGGGGUAUUUUGUAGAAAGUACAGAUCCUGAUCAGGGGUAUUACAAAUAA
Blumeria graminis f. sp. triticale is the source of this 1605-nucleotide messenger RNA. Lineage: Eukaryota; Fungi; Ascomycota; Leotiomycetes; Helotiales; Erysiphaceae. The record is from the annotation of a GenBank genome assembly.